CACUGUUCCAUGUCCAUGGUCAUGUUGAGCCCCUUGAGAGAAUAGGAUAGACAAACGACAAACAUUCCAUAACAUUCCGCCAUAUUACUUUUGUAGUGCGAGUGUCAAAAAUUGGUUUUAUUCUUUAUUGUUGAAUAGUGCGUGAUAGUUCUUAAAUAUUGGGUGCUACCAAAAGAAUAUUAAUAGGAGAAACUCCAGUGAUGAAAAUUACCUGGCUAGCACUACUAUGAUUAUUUCUUAUAUAAAUAUAAUUGCAAGGGGAUUAAGUUCACUACUAAAUAUUCUUUUGUUUUGCUAACCAAUUUUUGUGAUAAAAAUAUUGUUGGUGAUCGUGUUAUUAACCUUUGUGAUAGAAACUGUUGAGCAUAAAAAAUGGAGGCGAUAGCUAAGCACGAAUUCAACGCAACAGCUGACGACGAGCUCAGCUUUAGAAAAGGACAAGUUUUAAAAAUCUUGAACAUGGAAGACGAUAUGAACUGGUAUAGAGCCGAAUUGGAUGGUAGAGAGGGAUUGAUUCCUAGUAAUUAUAUUGAAAUGAAGCCCCAUGACUGGUACUAUGGUAGAAUAACCCGAGCUGAUGCUGAAAAGUUAUUAUUGAAUAAACACGAAGGGGCCUUUUUAAUUCGAAUAAGCGAGUCGAGUCCUGGGGAUUUCUCAUUAUCUGUGAAGUGUUCUGAUGGCGUACAACAUUUCAAAGUACUGAGAGAUGCACAGGGCAAGUUUUUCCUAUGGGUAGUUAAGUUCAAUUCCCUGAAUGAACUUGUAGAGUAUCACAGGACGUCAUCCGUGUCUAGAUCACAAGAUGUUAAGUUGAGGGAUAUGGUGACAGAGGAAUACUUAGUGCAAGCCCUCUACGAUUUCACGCCGCAAGAGCAAGGCGAACUGGAAUUCAGACGCGGUGACGUCAUCACGGUGACGGACCGUUCCGAUCAACAUUGGUGGCACGGCGAAAUCGGUCACCGCAAGGGCCUGUUCCCAGCGACAUACGUGACGCCCUACCAUACCUAAGGAGGCCGCUAGAUGGUGCUAUCGGAUGGACGUGCAGGCCGGAUGGGGAUGAAAGGUCGAAGGCCGCAACGGUGUUUUUAGACUAAAAUUGGCUGUAAGCAGUGAGAUUAUAUUUUUGGGCUGAUUCGCUUUGGUGGGUUGAAGGUGGUGUUUUAUGUUGUUGGUGACGGCUAGCAGGAAUGUAGACAUAUUGCUAAUUGAAGUAUGGAGGCUAUCCAGAUAAGAGUACCAUAGAAAGUUCUCAAUCUAUCUAUUAUAAGUAAUGUGUGCCACUGUUAAACUUGGCUACUGCAUCAGUGUGAGUCGUUGGCUGUGGUGGAAGGUAUUUCAGUUCGCUUCAACAGCGGAAGAUUCAAUUGUGAAUCUAUAAUGGGCCACUACACGGAUUUUGGCGGAUACUAUCAGUGUCAUACGAAAUAAGAAAACUGAUCAACUAACUGCACCAUGGGUGUAGCAUAACUUUCUCAAAAGAUAAUGUAGCUGCUACUCGCUCUUGCAUACAUAGAGAGUAUAAAAGAAAACUGUUAAUUUUCUGGAAACUGAUUAAUUUAACAUAAACCAUAGACAAUGUUCACUAAUCUUAUUUUCAGGAGUUGUUAUAUCUUAUAUCAAAGAAACACAAAGCUAAACGCGAACCGCACGCACAUAACAAUUCAUACUGACACUGAUAAUCAUAGUUGUAGAACACCCAUAUGCUACGAGAGAACGUUCCAGAUGAUGAGGCAGAACUAUAAAGUGUAUGUCUUUUAUCUUACUCAAACAUCUGCUUGCAGAUGUGGAUGGCAUAUGUACUGCGAAAAAAGAUAUGUGUGAAAGUGAUAGUGGUACUUUUACUGUGGUCCGCCAAAAUCGAUAAAAAGAACUGGAGCCCGUCAAACCUCAUUUACUUCGCAUCAAAACAAACAUGAGCACUUUAUCGUUGCUUCUAUUCGCUUGUUGGUACCUGCCCAAGGAUUUAUGGCUAGCUGGCCAAUAGGAGUGCGCAAAUUUGAACAUCGCGCGUUGGUUUUUCUUUUUGAUGGGGCGUAAAUGAGAUACCUCCGCAGAUGAGAUAAGAAAUAAGUAUUGUCUGGUAGUACUAGUAUUUAGGGGAGAACAAAAAUGAGUAAAGCUGAUUGUUGAAUACAGUAAAUGUUCUGUACAGUUAAUGUUCUGAAUGAGAAGUUAGAAUAAUAGACCAGAUAUCUACUUCAGUUGUUGAAAUUUUUCCUAUGGAACUUACUGAAAUGAUGACUAAACUAUGUUUACACAGCUUGAUGACAAAUAAUGCCUUCUCAUUUUGGUUGACGUGGCGAAGGUAUAAACACAGUAAUUUCAGUCAACGCGACUGCUGUGUAUUUUUAGGGAGAACUCUUCUGCUGUUAAUGGUGCAUAAAAAAUAAACAGGUCAGAAGCAGAUUUCCAAAUACACAAAUGUUUUACUGUAGCUUAUGGAUAUAUCUCUCACUAUAUUUGUGAUAUCUCUAUCGAUAUGAUUGCCAUAUACAGUCUAUAGUUGGAAGUUUUGCAUAAGAUUGCCUCAAGUUAACUGAAGUACUAAUGAUGUCCAUCUUGAAUCAACAUAUCUUCAAUGUAAAUCUAACUGUAUAGGGCAACUACUAGCGUAGCUCGACUUCAAAGGUCGUUGAACGACGCUUUUACGAUUCAGUACUAGCAGUGUCGCGCAUUCCAAAAUAUUGUAACAUAGCAAUUUUGAUACACAUAAUCAAGUCUACUGUUAGCACCUUUUUUGUCUAAUGCUUUUGUGCAUUUUCAGUAACCUAUCAGGAAUAUAUAAUAAUUUAUAAUUGAGAAACUUUGAUUGCAUUCAUAAAACAAUAACGCUCUAUGUCAGCUACUAUUUGCAUCAAAUGGCCACUGACUUUCACUCUUCAAGUGCUAUAGUUUCCUGCAUUUGCAUAUUUUAAAUUUGCUAAACACUUGCGAAAGGAAUAAAUUAAUUCCCAAAAAGUUACAUAUCAAAACAUUAACUGUACAAAUGCCCCUCAACAAAAUAUUCGUCCCUAUCUGCCUAUAACUCAAAUAAUAAAGGCAUUACUUUUCGGUUUAGAUAACUUACCCAGGAAAAAAAUCAAUUCGGCAAUUGAGGAACUCUUAUUAACAAAUCAUGUGUGAUUUUAUGUUAACUGAUAUUGAUGCAAGUUAAUGUGUAAUACGAACAUUUUUUCUAUGGGUAUUUCCUAUUUAUUUUAUAGAGAAGCUGGUGAGUGUGGAAGCUUUAUACAUAGUGUCACAAAUUAUGUGGACAAUCUUUAAAACAUAUAUAGAACACCCAAAAGUUCUAAAAUUUGGUUAUAAAGUCAGUUUUAGAAAAGUAUCCAUUUUCAACUUAGUAACGCAAGUAACUCUGUACCUAAAGCCUUGUAGAGCAAUACACAAUAUAACCUUUUUGAGUGUAUUAAAUGCAUUUAAGAGAUUGUCUACAUAUGAAGCACUCUGUACUCUAUUGUCUAAAAUUGUGUCGCAAAAGAAAGUUACUUUACUGCAAGUAAAUAGAGUCACCCAGCUUCUUUGAAAUUCAUUUUAUAAUAUGUGGAAUGUUGGUACGUUGCAUUUUCCCGAUUUUAGAACAUUAGUCAUUGAGUGUUUAGAAAUGGUCGCAUCUCAUGAAAUAGCCAACUAAAUUUGAUGAUAUCGUUAAAUCGUCAGCGUUUAACAUCUGGUCAUCCACGAUUGGUCAUAUCGUAAGUAUCCAUAGAAUAUUUAAUAAAUAUCCAAUAUAGGUUACGAAUUCGUUUCGUUUAGAAUUUUCACUUAGAAAAACAACUGUUAUCAACCGCAUCCAUGUUGAAAUGUAAACAAUGCGCUCGCCGCGACUCUGUCGGUAAACAAUGUAAUUAUUUUUAAGAUAUGAUCAAACAUGCUUGACCAUUUCAUGAUGUAGCCUUGCGCUUAGGUGAUCAUAUCGUUAAAUGAUUUGUUGUUUGUUUCUGCCAACGCACAUUAUGAUCUAGCCAAUUGAUGAUGAUAAAUUUCAUGAAAUGCGACCUUUUCAUGAUAUGCUCGAUUAUUCCAUGAAAUGGUCAAUUUUACGAUAUGGCCACAUCAUAUUCACCAGGUGAGGCUAGUCAACUGAUAUAAAACGUUGUAAUUUGGCAGGAUUGUACGCAAAUAAUAUGGAUAUGUGACAUAAUUAACAAUUUGCACCGUAAUCCAAACAUUUUUAGUCUAAUAAAAGGUAGGCUAAUGCGGAAAACGUGAUUGUUUGAAUUAUGGUCAAAAUUCAGGGGUAAUGAGUAUCUAAUUGUAUCAACAGAAUGUUUCCUAAAAAAGGAAGGCUGGCUUUAUAAUUAUACUAACAUUACUCUCUUUAUUGCAUAUACUUUAUUGUUCCCUUACAUUUGGUGACUAUAUCAAACAUUCACCGUAUUUAGCUGACGAGAUCAAAUUCACAAUUUGUAUUUUCAUUUAUUUUGAAGCUGUUUUCAAAGCUUGCAAGAUCAAAAAAAAAUUACCACCCCACACUUUUUAAAUAUACUUUAUUGAAGAUGCCAUUUAUAGAUUAUAUUGUUUAUUAUAGUUGAUAUGCAUUAUUAUGAUUUUAGACUUUUUGUAUAUAGUUAGCGAAUGAAUUUUGCCAAUCAUUCGAUACGAGAAUUUUGCAUUUUUAAUAUAUACUAAGAUUAUUAUUUUAUUGGCAUUGUCUGGCUUAUUUAGUUAUUAUGUAAAUAUACUAAUUUAGUUGACAAAAUAUUGAAUAAACAUAUUUAGUGAAUAUAUGUUAAACAAGUAA
Molecule: messenger RNA, 4741 nt
Organism: Acanthoscelides obtectus
Lineage: Eukaryota; Metazoa; Arthropoda; Insecta; Coleoptera; Chrysomelidae
Source: the annotation of a GenBank genome assembly